AUGCCUCACAGUCUAGUUCCUCCCACACGAUUAUCAUCUGGCGUUGAUAGUGAUAUUGUCUCCAAACCAAACCUCCCUCAUUAUUCGCUUUUCACUCCUAUCGACAUUCAUCUCGCGAUGCUACAAACUUCGCCCCAUGAUGGUCAAUUCUUGGACCUCAAGGACACCUCUCUAUUCCAUCAAGCAUCAUAUGUCCAUGGGGAAUGGGUUCAAGCAGCCUCGAGCAAAACGUUUGAAGUCACAGACCCUGGGACAGGUCGAGCCUGGGCUACUUGCCGAAACAACGGCCCUGCAGAUGUCGAUAAGGCCAUUCGAUCAUCGCAGAAAGGCUUCCUUGAGCACUCAGCUUUGACUGCUCGUAAGAGGGCGCAGCUACUUAUGGAGUGGCACCGUCUGGUAACAGAGGCUCGCGACGACCUUGCUAAACUUCUCACAUACGAGACUGGAAAGCCCUUAUCUGAAGCUUACGGAGAAGUUGAUUACUCCCUGGGGUUCUUAUGGUGGUUUGCAGGCGAGGCCGAACGUAUUACUGGUUCUAUUGGCUCGUCAGCUAUCCAGAACCGAAGGGUUCUUGUUAUUAAGCAACCUAUCGGUGUGGCUGUUGCUCUUGUCCCUUGGAACUUCCCUGUCGCUAUGAUCCUUAGGAAAGCUGGAGCAGCCCUCGCCGCAGGCUGUUCAAUGAUAGUCAAGCCCUCCCCUGAAACCCCCUUGUCCUGCCUGGCCCUUGCAGACCUAGCAACCCGUGCUGGUUUUGGUCCUGGAGUCUUCAACAUCUUGACAACUUCCUUGGAUAAUACCCCGGUACUUGCUGAGGCCAUGUGUACCCAUGAGUAUGUGCAAAAAGUAACCUUUACCGGCAGCACAAGGGUUGGCAAGAUUGUAGCUGGAAUCUGUGCAAGAAACCUCAAGAAAUGCACGAUGGAACUUGGUGGAAAUUGCCCGUUUAGUGUCUUUGAUGAUGCAGACGUUGAGCAGGCUGUGACCCAGCUUAUGGCUCUGAAAUGGCGGAAUGCAGGUCAAGCCUGUAUUACUGCCAAUCGAGUCUACGUCCAAGCUGGGGUUUACGACAAAUUCGCCGAGAUAUUCACUGCCAAGUCACGCGAGCUUAAAGUCGGUCACGGAAUUGAUCCUGCAACAACCUUUGGUGCUGUAACUACGCCUGCAGGGUUAGAGAAGGCCGAAUCCCAAGUGCAAGAUGCUUUGCAGCAUGGUGCCCAGUUGACAACAGGAUCUGGAAAGCCAUUCAAUGGCCAGUUCAUGAACCCUGUUGUCCUUACGGGCAUGACCCAAGAUAUGAAGAUGAGCCACGAGGAGACCUUUGGUCCUGUUUGCGGUCUCUUCAAAUUUUACACCGAGGAGGAAGCACUCAGCUGGGCCAACAAUACUAGUCUGGGUCUUGCAAGCUAUGCUUUCACCAAAAAUGUGGAUAGACUCUGGAGGCUCUUUGAAAAAUUGAAAGCUGGAAUGAUUGGUCUGAGCCCUUUUGGUGGUAUCAAGCAAUCUGGCUAUGGUAAAGAGAGCGAGAAAGACGUUGCUAUUUCUGAGUAUCUGAUUGAGAAGACUGGGACUUUAACGGUCAAGCAAGGACUCAUAUUAUAA
Messenger RNA from Fusarium venenatum, 1599 nucleotides. The record is from RefSeq and is a predicted model, not a curated record. NCBI's taxonomy places the organism in Eukaryota, Fungi, Ascomycota, Sordariomycetes, Hypocreales, Nectriaceae.